GUAGGGCGGGGCUGGGGCAGGAUAGAGCCAGGGUUUCUGCAGCUGCACAGCAAGGCUUGUUACCCACCUUCAGGUCACAAAGCCAUGCUCCGGGUGCCUUGAUCCCACAGAAGCCCAUGGGGAGCCCCUGUCUGGCAGCCUCGCUCUUGGCUGUCCUCCUGCUGCCCACUGGCCUCUCUGCCCCUGCUGACACUGGCUGUGGCUACCUGCCUCCUAGGAUCACCCGUUGUCUACUGGCCUCUCACAUGGACCAGAGGUUCCCUGGUUAUAUCCCAGGCAAUCGAGGGGCUGCGAGGGGCAGAAGGCUAUGUGUGCCUCCCUAUGCAGGCCUUCAGUGGGGCUGGUUCCACCUCCUGGUACACAGAUCCGGACAGUCUUACCAGCUCAAGUUCUGCCAGGGACACAGGAUGCCAGCCUCUCCUCAGAAGAAGAUGCUAGGUAGCCACAAUUGGUCUGAGAAGAGCCAUCCGACUUCCAUUCCCUCUCCAUACCUCCCCCACAAGAGGCUACGCUACAGGAGAACCCAACCUUCAGCUCCAGGGGAAGUGGGCUCCCAGAGGCAUGGAGGGCCUGAGUUCACCUUUGAGCUGCUGCCUGAGGCUCGGGUUAUUCGGGUGACCAUUCCUCCAGGCCCAGAGGUCAGCGUGCGUCUUUGUCACCAGUGGACACUUGAGUGUGAAGAGCUAAGCGGUUCCUUUGGUGCCCAGUUGUCGUACAUGCCAUUACAUGCAGCUGGUGCCAGUGCUGGAGACUGGCCCUGUGCAGAGGUCCCCAGCUCUCUUCCCUUCACCCUGGUGAUGAUCACUCACAACAUCACUGUGAUGAGUGAAGACACCCUGAGGAAGCACAGCGGGAGCAUUGGAAACAGUGUCUCUGUUACCCGACCCCACGCUGAGCACCAGGACAGAAGGACCAGCAUGCGGAGCAGAGACAUUAAAACUGUGGCUGGGGGUCACACUUCAGACCUGCCGUAUGAAUUCCUUCUGCCCUGUCUGUGCGUAGAGGCAGCCUACCUGCAAGAGGAUACUGUGAGGCGCAAAAAAUGUCCCUUCCAGAACUGGCCCAAAGCCUAUGCCUCCGACCUCUGGAAGUCAGUGCACUUCACUGACCACAGCCAGCACAAUCAGAUGGUCAUGGCCCUCACACUGCGCUGCCCACUAAAACUGGAGGCCUACCUCUGCCAGAGGCAGGACCAGCAUGGCCCCUGUGAAGACCUCCCCAAUGCCACAGUUCGAGAGUCAGACGGAUGGUACGCUUUGGAGAAGGUAGACUUGCAUCCCCAGCUCUGCUUCAAGUUCUACUUUGAAAACAGCAGUCACGUUGAAUGCCCCCACCAGAGAGGGGCGCUUGUGUCCUGGAAUGUAAGCAUGGCCACAGGGGCUCAGCAGCUGAUCCUUCACUUCUCCUCAAGGAUGCAUGCCACCUUCAGUGCUGCCUGGAGCCACCCAGGCUUGGGGCUGGACACCUCCAUGUCCCCGGUGUACAGCAUCAGCCAGACCCAGGGCACAGGCCCAGUGACGGGGGCUCUCAUCAUCCCCUCCCCGAGGCCGGGGAGCUGUGUACUGGUGUGGAGAUCCGACGUCCAGUUUGCCAGGAAGCGCCUCUUGUGUCCGGAUGCCACUCACAGACGCCUAGGGCUCCUGACCUUGGCACUGCUCGGCCUCUCCAUCCUCCUGGGCGUUGCUGCGGUCCUCACCUGUCGGCGGCGGCUGCUGUCGGGCCCCGGCCGAGUGCGACCAGUGCUGCUGCUGCACGCGGCAGACUCCGAGGCACAGCGGCGCCUGGUGGGAGCGCUGGCCGAGCUGCUGCGGAUUGCGCUGGGCGGUGGGCGCGACGUGAUCGUGGACCUGUGGGAGGGGACGCACGUGGCACGCGUGGGCCCGCUGCCCUGGCUCUGGACGGCGCGGGAGCGCGUGGCGCGGGAGCGCGGCACUGUGCUGCUACUGUGGAGCAGCGUCGGCCGCGGCCCGGCCCGAGACCCAGACCCGCACGCCGCGCCCCUGCGCACACUGCUCCGCGCCGCCCCGCGCCGGCUGCUGCUGGUUUACUUCAGUCGCCUCUGUGCCAAGGGCGACAUCCCCCGGCCGCUGCGCGCCCUGCCGCGCUACCGCCUGCUGCGAGACUGGCCGCGCCUGCUGCGAGCGCUGGGCGCGCGCCCUUGCUCCCCGGGCCCCCGUGGGGGCCGCCCCGGAGAGCAGCAGGGCCUGCGGCGCCGCCUGGAACUGUGCCGCCGACUGGAGCUCGAGGCCCAGCUGGCCCGAGGUCCCGCAGAGCCCCGCCGCGGUCCCGGGGGCUCCAAGCCACCACUAUGAAGGCGCUGGCUGGAGCCCAGGCUCAAAUCCUCCUCGAGGCGCCCCUGAGGCCUCCAGGCCAGCCCAGGAGGCCGAGCCAGGCGCUGGGGUGCGCCUCAGGGAUCCUUGCCUCCAGGAGCCCUCUUCUGACCGAGAGAGAGCUGUCUCCCGGACUCCUCUCCCCGGAGCGCCUAAAGGA
Messenger RNA from Cavia porcellus (domestic guinea pig), 2490 nucleotides. RefSeq names its product interleukin 17 receptor E (gene Il17re). The transcript is spliced from 16 exons. Lineage: Eukaryota; Metazoa; Chordata; Mammalia; Rodentia; Caviidae. The record is from RefSeq and is a predicted model, not a curated record. The coding region runs from base 117 to 2312 and encodes 731 amino acids. Gene Ontology annotation, molecular function: interleukin-17 receptor activity.